This is a messenger RNA of Capra hircus (goat), 706 nucleotides long. It is a transcript of the gene CAPZB, whose product is annotated as capping actin protein of muscle Z-line beta subunit. Gene Ontology annotation, biological process: actin cytoskeleton organization; cell morphogenesis; negative regulation of filopodium assembly. NCBI's taxonomy places the organism in Eukaryota, Metazoa, Chordata, Mammalia, Artiodactyla, Bovidae. The record is from RefSeq and is a predicted model, not a curated record. Bases 140 to 472 code for a protein of 110 amino acids. Gene Ontology annotation, cellular component: cytoplasm; F-actin capping protein complex. The transcript has 4 exons. Gene Ontology annotation, molecular function: actin filament binding.
GCUCGGCGCGGGGGGAGGGGGCGCUGACCCGGAUGUUCACUCUCGGGCACCCGGGGAAGUGGAAGCGCCGGGCCCUGCAGCGGGGGGGAGAGCCACAGACGCCGGGACCGGGAGCGCCGCCGCCGCCGCCGCCGCCGCCAUGAGUGAUCAGCAGCUGGACUGUGCCUUGGACUUGAUGAGGCGUCUGCCUCCACAGCAAAUCGAGAAAAACCUCAGUGACCUGAUCGAUCUGGUGCCCAGCCUGUGUGAAGACCUCCUGUCCUCGGUUGACCAGCCACUGAAAAUCGCCAGAGACAAGGUGGUGGGGAAGGACUACCUCUUGUGCGACUACAACAGGGACGGGGACUCCUACAGGUCACCAUGGAGUAACAAGUAUGACCCUCCCCUGGAAGACGGGGCCAUGCCUUCUGCUCGCCUGAGGAAGCUGGAGGUGGAAGCCAACAACGCCUUUGACCAGUACCGAGACCUGUGAGUUAAGGGGCUCCCCUGAUACGUAGGUCGGAGAGGAGACACGACCGGCCCCCCGGCGGGCCUGACCAGGGGCAGCUCUGAGCGCCCUGCAGGACGCUGGGCGGGAGUGUGGUCCCCGGGCCCGUCCUGAGAGGCGGCUGGCGUGUCCGGGCGCCGCCCUGCGUCGUGAGCACCGCCCGCAUGCAGGACUCCAGGCCCGAUGCCCCGUACCCGUCGUCUCAGAUCUUCCCCAGCG